This is a messenger RNA of Lytechinus variegatus (green sea urchin), 7659 nucleotides long. RefSeq names its product sorting nexin-8-like (gene snx8). Gene Ontology annotation, biological process: retrograde transport, endosome to Golgi. The transcript has 13 exons. Lineage: Eukaryota; Metazoa; Echinodermata; Echinoidea; Temnopleuroida; Toxopneustidae. Gene Ontology annotation, molecular function: phosphatidylinositol binding. Bases 21 to 1580 code for a protein of 519 amino acids. The record is from RefSeq and is a predicted model, not a curated record.
AUUUUCAGCUGUUGGAAAACAUGGCUGAUGAAUUAAGUUUCGGUUCGGUGCCCCCAUACUACCGCGAAGUCUACGACAUUGUUUGUCCUGAGCAGGAUCGAAUUGAUCGAGAUCUCUUUGUCAAAAUCCUAAUCAAGUCGAGCUUACCCAAGAAUACCCUUAGCACGAUAUGGGAUUCUGUAGAUAGCAAGCAAGGCUUCAUUACGAGAGGAGGGUUGUAUAAAGCUCUAGCUCUCACAGCUCUAGCUCAGCAAGGGAAGCAACCGAAUGUUAAACUCUUGGAAAACUACACAGGCCAAGAGCUUCCCAAGCCCUCUCUUGGUGACCUGUCAGAUUUGAAGACGUUAAGUCAACAUGUGAGAAGGGAAAGAGCGCCUAACAUCCUAAACUACAACUAUGCCGAACUGAGUGCACUUGAUCAUGUAACGGUUGAUCUCAUACCUGAGAAAAAGGGUCUGCUUCUCAAACACGUCGAGUAUGAAGUAUCUAGUAGAAUGUACAAAUCAACAGUGUUUAGGAGAUACAGUGACUUUGCAGCAAUGAGUGAUAUGUUGAUUAACUGCUAUCCUUACAGAAUGGUGCCCCGUCUCCCUCCUAAAAAGAUGCUAGGAGCAAAUCGUGAGUUCAUUGAGCAGAGGAGAAAAUCUUUGGUCAGGUUCUUAACACUAGUCGUCAGACAUCCUACGUUCCAUCGAAGCGAGGUUGUUAGGUACUUCCUUACAUUUUCAGGAUCAGACAUGCAACAUAGAAUCAAGGAACAGUUUAGAGGUAUACCUGAUGAAUUUGUUACCAGCAAGCUAGCUGCCCAGGCCAAGGAUCUAGUGCCAAUGGAUACACAAGUACAGUUUGGCAAUAGCAGAGAACAGAUAAAGAGUCUCUUCAAUAGUAUGAAUCUCAUUAAAGGAUUUGUGGAUCAAAUUACAAUGAGAGCAAUGGGUAAUGCAGCCGAUACCCUAUCGUUCGCCAAGGAGCUGAGCAGCCUGGGAGGAGACUCACAGCCGGCGUCGGCCUGGGCGAUGGGUCACAACGACUCCUGGCCUCAUCUGAAGAACGGUCUCAAGUCAGUAGCCGUUGAGUUUGCUUCUCUCUCAGAUAAAUACAUGACCCAGGGAAAAAGGCUAAGUGAAGGUGUGGUUGAAAAGUUCUGGUUGUUCCUUGAUCUGCUACAAGCUUACAAGGACCUGUGUGAGAGACAUGAGAAGGGAGUGCUGAGGGAUCAUCAGAAUGCUCUUCAGAAGAUGGCUGCCAUCAAGAAAAAGAAGAUGUCUGCCACAAUCAAAGGCGGAGAAUAUGUCAAUGAAGUUGAACAACUCGAAUCUAGAAUUAUUGAGCAAGAAAGUCAAAUCAUGACGAUGGAGAAUAGGAACUUCUUCUCACUGCACUGCCUUCAAAUGGAGACCCAGCUCAUACAUGCCAACAUGCCUCUCAUUGCUGAUGUCAUGCAUACCUUUGCAGAAGCCGAGGUCAACAGUCAAAAAGAGCUGCUUCAGGUAUGGCAAGACAGCCUUGACAAAGUUGAGAAGCACAUGUCGCCCACCAAGCCGUCCUCCUCGCCCAACUCAUCCUCGGCCACAUUAUGAUAAUCCCACCGCUGCCACCAGUUUCAAGAGGGGGCUUUUUAGUGACAACUGCGACAAAUCCAUGCAUCCUAUUGGCCGAAGGCAAAUUUGUCAGUGAAAAUUCACUGGGGAAGUCGCUUUGUGAAAUGCACUCCUGGGCCCCGUAUUACGAAGGUUUCACGAUUAAUCGCUAAGUUGAAAGAACGAUUAUGAUUGGCUGGCAGUCAGUCUACUGAGAUAAAUUCUCAUGCAACAGUGAUCUUGAUAGGACGUUUCAUUUCGCGAUUAAUCGCUAACCUUCGUGUUACGGGGCCCAGGGGAGCAUUUCAUGAAACAAAUACAUGUAGUUGUUUUAAGCUACUGAAAUCCAUGCUUCUAAUUGGCUGAAAGCAAAUUUGUCAAUGAAUAUCGACUGAGGAGAUGCACUUUUUAGGAGCAUUUCGUGAAACAAAUACUUCACUGACAUAUGUUGUAAGCUACUGAAAUACAUGCAUCUGAUUGGUCAAGAGCAAAUUUGUAAAUGAAAAGUCACUGGCAUGUUAAUUCGUGAAUAUACUCUCCUGAAAUCCUGAUGACUUUAAUUGAAUAUAUUAAAAGAAGUUGCAUGGGAAUAAAGAUUUUGAAAAAUAAUACCUUUUCUGAGUUUUUCAAUCAACAUGUAACUUCUCAAAUUCCCAAGCAGUCAUUUGCAUGCAACAUUUGGAGUUGGACUGAAAUGCCAGGCGGGAAUUUACUUAUGGAUAAUACAGAAUCAUCAUUCAUUUUGUUCAUUUGUAGCCCAAAUCAAUCUUAAUCUUCAUACUUUCUGUAUGAUGGAUACCAGACAACAAGGCAGUGUUUCAUGAGGGAAGUUGACAGCAAUUUUCACCUAUUGUUAUAAGCCACUAAAAUCCUCCCAUCUGAUUGGCUCAGAGCAUGUAUGCUUGUGAAAUUCACUGACGAAACUCUGAAUGACAUGCUUCCGUUUUCAUGAAACCUGAAUAAAUCUAGAUAUUACCUAAUUACAUAGGCCACAAUACACAAUAUUACCGGACGUGACAUGGAUUCAUGAAAAUGGGUUCCGAUCAGUAAGAUUAGACAUGAUUCUGUUGAUUAAUGCUCAGGGUCUUGUUUGAUUAAACAGCAUUGAUAUCUUUUUUUUUACUGCAUGCAUGAAUGAUUGGUUAGGGUGUCUCUUGCCUAUAUAAGAUUAUGAAAACCAGAGUUUCAUUCUGCAUAGAAAUUAAAUACUUUCCUUGGGAGCUGCAAUUGGUGUUUUCUUUGGCCUUUUGCAGUGGAUGUGAUCCAAUUCAAAUUUUGUUUUUUCAUUUGUUUUAAGUCUUGUGAUGGAAGUCCUCAAUACCCUCUUGAAUACACAAUAAUGGUUAUUAAUAUUAUUUGUUAUGUUUGUGACUUAGUUUAAACAAGCAUUGCUAAAAAUUCUAUGAUUUAUUUUCUCACCUUCAUGUAGGUCUUUGUUGACAUUUAAAAAUGCAUGAUUCAAUUAUUUGGUUUUAUGAAAUUUUCACUAUUUUUCCACUGAAAUUAAGUGUAUUUUAGUAAAAAAUAAAAGGCCAAUCCAAAUCCUAAGCAUUUUGAAGAAGAGAGAAUAAAAAUCAAUGGAGAGAAAUUGAAAAAAAAAGUAAAUGGCAGGUGAUCAAGCUUUUCUUUGUUCAUGGUUCAUUUUCUUGCUCAGGACUUUUACCCUACUUAAAUGCAGCACCCAAUUUAUACAUUUACCAUGAAAAUUAAUAUGACACAUCUUGUUAGCACUCUUCAGUUCACUUUUAAUGUUUUUGUUUUUCUGGUCCCACAUUGUUCAUGAUCACUGAAGUAAAAAUUUGUCAUGUAUGUCAAGUAUCGAAUACAUCGUCAUGAUGAUGGUCCUUCGGGGCUCACUUGCACUGGGUUGCGCAAUAUUGCAUAUUUUGGUACACAUUUUUUCCACCAAAUUGAUAUCCCGAUAAACAUAUUAUAUCAGCCUCUUAAAUAUUUAAUGUUUACAAGUUAUUGAAUGGAGGUGUAUUCCUUUGCUUAGGAAAACGUAAUUAUUGCAUUUAGAUGUUAAAUGGUCGAAAGAGUCAACACUUAUUAGACACUUUCUUUUGGAGACUGAAUAUUGGUUUAGGGCCAGAAAACAAUUAUAUUUUAGGGAUUACUAUUACUUUUUACAUCCUACUACCUUAAUCUGCAACAUUAGAUGAGCUUUAACAUUGCGGUGAAUGGGGAUUUUCUGAGUCUCUUUUUUUUUAUUUUCAAGUGUUCUUUAUUACAUUAUUACAAUAACGUUAAGGACAGUUAACAUCAUGAAUAAGAAGCAUAAACAUAAAGAGACAAUUUAAUCCAUGAAGUUUUUAGCAUGCAAAAUUCUUCCAUCAUUUUAUGGGGGGGGGGCAGGCAUUUCAUAAAUAUUUCUUUUGUCGCUGAUUCCCCUUGCAACUGUUAUAAGCUACUGAAAUCUGCCUCUGAUUGACUGAGAGCAGUGAAUGCCACAGUCGUCAUGUUUUGUGAAAUACUCUCUAGGUUGACCCCACCCCCUUUUUAUAUCUCUCAUAUUUUUCAAAGGUGAUGGAUUGUAAAUGAUGAUAUAUUGAGAAUAUAUAUCUAUCUGUAAAUGAAUCCUUUAUUAGAUAUACACGAGUGACAUGUGCUACAAAGGAAUAUAAUGUAAGGUCAUCUUGUCCGCAGACAUAUACUUACAUCAAUGGGUGUUUAGUCAUAAAUCUAUUUGAGAUAUGACAAUGUUUUUUGCUAUCCUGCCACAUGAUUUAUUCAUUUAUGACUUGAAUGAAGCAAUAUUUUGAACAAUGUCUAAAGAAUAUGUAUGAAGAAAAACUUUUUUUCAUUUGUUCAUGGAAGUGACUAAAUAUGUAAAUAGAAUGAAUUAUUACAUGUAGAUUAUAUGGACAAUAUUAUUUGUGAUAAGGCAUUCCUACAUAGUUUAUGUAUAAAGCAUUUAUAUUUUCUCUAUAUCAACGACCCUCUCAUUCCCCUUCUCUCUGUCAAACAUCUUGUUUUGUUUCUCUUUGAAAAUAUCCAUCUUCAUCUAUGCCAUGUUGUGAAAUGUGUGAAGUGACCCGAUUAUAAAAAAUUAUUUAAAAAAUCAUUGCUGUAGUGGGGGUUUUAUACCACACUUAUGUUACAAUCUCUCAAUCUAUCUCGAUGCUGGCACAGAUGGUGUUUUGAAACUACCGUCAUGAACAGCAGCAGAGGGGGGUGUUUCUCAAAGAUUUAAGUAUGCGCAUUGCUAAACAUGAUUUUGACUUGUGGUAGCAUUCUAAAGUUUCAGUCACUAAAAUUCUUUUUUUUUAAAUCUGAAAUUAUGUGUUGUUUUUUAUUCUCUUUAUUUUAUUAAACAAAAUCACUUCUGAAAUUAUGUGUUGUUUUUUUAUUCUCUUUAUUUCAUUCAACAAAAUUAGGCUGAAAGAACAAAGAGAAUAUAAAUUUUGGCAAUUUAACCUAUUAUUACUCAGUCAAUAAUCUUCAUAGCACAAUGCGAUAUGUAAAAGAGCGGAGGAUCUAGAACAAUAAUUUAGUCCUCCCCAGGUGAUAUGCGGCCUGAAACAAAGUUUGGUAAUUUGUAGUUUUAAUUUCACAUGAUCGUCAAUAUAAUCAAUCAUUAAAAUCAGCUUGCUGAUCAAGCGCCAAGUUUUGUUUUGCAAGGCCCAGGGAGGCUUUUCAUAAAGCUGUUCGAAAGUUACGAGGAAUUUACAAAUGACUGGUGCCCCUUACUUUGCGACAUAUUAUCUCAGUUUUAACAUAAUAGGAGCGCCUUGAGCACCUAACAAGGUAGAUAUGUGCACAAUAUAAAUACCCUAUGUUAGUAUAAUGGGGGUUCAUAUUUCCUAGAACCCUCAUCAAAGUAUUGCAUUUUCCAUUGAAAUACAUUGUUAUAUGUGAUGUUCUUGAUCUAAAGAGAUCAGAUUUCAAUUUUAGCUGAGGGAAUCAAAAUGAAUUGAGAAUGUGACUUGCAUCUAACCAGGAAUUUCCAAUCGUUCGUAAAGUUCAGGUAAUGUUUACAAGCCGCUUUAUGACACGCCUCCCUGGUUAUAAGGGAUUGGCUACCUAACCAAAAAAUUGGUCGUUGCCAGGUUAGGUAAUGCAUGAAUUUGCAUUGAUUAUGUGAAUUCCAUUCCGGCGAACAUUAUUGUUUCAUUAUUCAACUAGUCGGAAUGAGCCUUUGCACCCCUCCACUGUGCCUUAUUUGUUUUAUUAUGUCAGUCCAUACUUAUUAUUAUCUUGUUGCAGACUUAUAUCUGGUAGUGACAUAUUGAAAGUCCAGUACACUUGAUUAAUAUGUUAUUUUCAGUGGAAUGGGUCCGUUUAUCUUAUUGAAUUUUACCUCAUUACAGAGUAUAUAAAAUUUAUUUUGAUAAUAUACAUCAUCAAGGACAUUAGUAGUAAUUACAUGCACAAGAUACCUUAAGAACAGCUCUGAAUUGUUGCAAUGGUAGCGAAUGUGUGUAAUUAUUUCAAUGUCUGAGCAAAUCGAUGUGUACUAAAUGAUUUAUAAGAUAGUGAUGUGGAUCCUUCCUAUUCGAUGAAUCAUCCUCGUCUCAAAACCAUUACCAGUCGGUAGAUAGUACUGGUCAGUAGCACAUUUUCUCUAGCUAAAAAUAGAUGACUGGUCAUGUGAUUGAUUUUAGCCAAUCACGUGAUUAGGAUCCAAAUUACCAUUUGAUAAUAAAUUCUAUUUCUUCUUUUCCGCGAUGUAAAUAUGUCAUUCCAUAUUUUUUAUGAUCUGAAUGGAACAUAUUCGGCUACAUCACAUCAUUUAAACCAAAGUCUUGCUCAUUGAAAUGUUAUUUUUCUGUUGUAAAUGUUUGUAUAUUCAAAAAUUGUUUUGUAUAAAUGGAUAUGGAAAGAUUUAAGGUUUAUCUUUUUUUUGUUAGCUUAGUCUGUUUAGAAAGGGGAGGGGUUUACACUGGUAGGGCAAGAAUAAAUGUAUGUUUCAUCAAGCAUUAAAAAAAAACUUCUAAUAUUAUGCAAAUUUACUUAAAAUCAUGUAAUAAUGUUGGCAAAAUUACUUUUACAUCAGUCAACUUUAAAAAAAUAAUUUAAGCUAUAAUUCAAUUGAUGCAAUAAAAAUAAUGCAACUAUUAAAUCAUAUUUUGCUCAUCAUAACACCACAUCAUCCAUGAUUUCAUGUAUUCCAGUUCAUUAAUGAGCUAAAUGAAAUUGAUUGAAUUUCUAUCGAUUUAGUAUUUUUUUUUUUUUUGCAAGCCAGUAUUUGAUUCCUCUUGCCAGUUGAGUUUCAUCUUGUGUAGUUCUCAUUAUGAAUGGAUUAUGCUUUUCAUGAAAUGAAUUUUAUUUCUUUUCUCACUAAACAAAUCUGCAGUUAUUUGUAUGUAAAACCCUUUUUUAAAUUCCAGCAAAUAUAUAUAUAUUUUUUUCAACAUUUAUGUUAUUUUUUAUCGAGAUUCUUUUGGAAGUACAAUAGUCAGUUGAGUGUUCUUUACUCAAGAGCAAAUAUGCCAAUGAUGUAAUCCACAAUUACCAACCUAUGUCCUUGUUAUAUACAUUAUUUUUCAUCACCAGAACUUUAUGUUGGCAACAUUUCACUGUCUUGUGCUAUCAUUUUUUUCUUUAUUGUUUUAAACAAUGUUUCCAUGCCUACAGAGAUUGACAUUAUAGCUUUCAUUGCACAUUUUAGAGAUGGACAUAUUGCAAUAGCUGUUUAUUUUAUGAUGCAACUAGGGGGGGGGGUAGGGGAGAGGGGGGAAUCCAUGAAAUGUUUUUUUUUACAUUUUAAUAUAAAGAAAGGGCUGAUUAUAUCAUGCUGAAAUCACUAUUCUCUUAUCUGUUGUGUCACUUACCUACAUUUCUUUUGUUGAUUGAAUGUUGAAUGAUUUGUAUGUAAUGAAAGAUUGUAUCCUUUAUCUAUUAGAGUUUGGAUUUAUUUUGUUUUUAAAGAGGUAGCUUUAUUUAACUUUCCUGUCUUGUAAAGCAUGUAGAGAACACAAAUACUUUAUAUUUACUACUUUUGUAAUGAUUUAUGCAUCAUUCAUUUUCAUACAACAUGAGCUCAACCACCAAUAGAUGUGGUUUCCAAGACUUUUGCCAUGAAUUAUAUGUAUAUGAUUCAUUACGGAAAUGCCAAUAAAAGAUUAUUAUAGUUAUG